GAUCACGUGACGCUCACAUGAUCAGCACAUUUGGACCGAUUCGGACACACGAACUGGUGUUGUGUUUGUCAAGGUGCAUGAACACGAAAACAAUGUGGUUUGCUGUUUUUGUGCUGAGCUUCAUUUGGGUCGUCAAUGGAGAGCUGCUCGAGGCUGACCAAGAUGCUGUUGUACCUGGGGACUGGACACUUCUUGGACGGGUUGGACCAUUGGAGGAAGUGGAACUUACAUUUGCGCUGAAGCAGCAGAAUGUGAGCAAGAUGGAAGAGUUACUCAAACUAGUAUCGGAUCCAGAUUCACAUGAAUAUGGGAAGUAUCUGAGUUUGGAAGAAGUCGCUGCUCUUGCGAGGCCUUCCCAGCUGACCGAAAAGGUGGUGGAGAAUUGGCUUCGGAGUCAUGGAGUCAUGAACUGUCACACAAUUAUAACACGGGACUUCCUUCAGUGUGUCAUGACUGUGCAGGUGGCUGAAGCUUUACUCCCUGGCAGUAAAUUUCACCGCUUCUGUAAAAAUACACAAACUCUGUUGAGGUCGACAUCUCAGUAUUCAGUUCAUGAAGAUGUGCAUCAGCAUCUAGACUUUGUUGGAGGAGUUCACCGUUUUCCACAAAAAGGCAAGGUUGUGAGUAGAGGCUGGGAAGGAGCGCGUCAAGCCAUAUUAGGCUAUCAUUUGGGUGUCACUCCUGCGGUCAUCAGGAACCGCUACAAUCUUACGGCAAAAGAUGUGGGCACUGCCACCAACAACAGCCAGGCGGUGGCUCAGUUUUUGGAGCAGUACUACCACCCUGCUGACCUGGCUGAGUUCAUGAGUCUGUUUGCUGGUGGAUUCACACACAUGUCUGCUGUGGAGCGGGUCGUGGGCACUCAGGGAGGAGGGAAAGCUGGUAUUGAGGCCAGUCUGGAUGUGGAGUACAUCAUGAGCAGUGGAGCAAACAUCUCUACAUGGGUCUUCACUAAUCCAGGUCGUCAUGAGUCUCAGGAGCCAUUUCUCCAGUGGAUGCUGCUGAUCAGUAACAUGUCUGCGGUGCCGUGGGUUCACACCAUCAGCUAUGGAGACGAUGAAGACAGCCUGUCUGAAGCCUACAUGAACCGCAUCAACAUUGAGUUCAUGAAGGCUGGCCUCAGAGGGAUAUCCAUGCUAUUUGCUUCCGGUGACAGUGGAGCAGGCUGUAGACACUUGACUAAAGAAAGAAAUACCUUCAGACCAAGUUUUCCUGCUUCCAGUCCCUAUGUGACUACUGUGGGUGGGACUUCUUUUCAAAAUCCCUUCAAACUCAGCUAUGAGGUCACAGAUUACAUCAGCGGAGGUGGCUUCAGUAAUGUGUUUCCAAUGCCGAAUUAUCAGGUUGAUGCUGUUAGAGCGUAUCUGAAGAGUGUUCAGUCUCUUCCUCCUCAGACGUAUUUCAACACCACUGGAAGAGCUUAUCCAGACCUAGCUGCACUUUCUGACAACUACUGGGUCGUCUCCAACCGUGUGCCCAUACCAUGGGUUUCUGGAACUUCGGCAUCAACUCCAGUAGUAGGUGGUAUUCUGUCCCUCAUAAAUGACCAGCGCUUCCUUAAGGGCCUUCCCUCCUUAGGAUUCAUCAACCCUCGCCUUUACAAACUGCAAGGCAAAGGUCUUUAUGAUGUAACGGUGGGAUGUCAUCUCAGUUGUCUGGAUGAUAAAGUUGAGGGGAAGGGUUUCUGUGCCUCCCCUUCCUGGGAUCCAGUUACGGGAUGGGGAACGCCUAAUUAUCCAGUUUUCCUCGCCUCUCUUAUGGAUUGAGGCGUUGCUGCUUUCGAGUCUGAGAAACACGCUGAUAUUCCUUUGCUUAAGCAUCUAAAUAAUAUCAUCAAUUCAUAGCUGUCGAUCAAUUAUCGUUUACUUCAGUUCUAUCAGGUGAGGCUUACUUGUACCAGAAACUAUGAUCAAAUAUUAAACAGGCCUCUUAUUUUUAAACAAGAAAAAAAACAGACAUUCAGGCAAAUAUCAAUGGUUUUAUCUGUUUUGUUGACCAAUGAUCCGAAGUGCAAUAUUCUGUAAAAGCUCAUUUAACUUCAACGUUUCUUCCAAAAUGCAAUUCACAGUCAAACUUUUGAAUGUUUUAAGGUUUAGAUGAUGCAUGUUACAUUAUAAAACCAGCCUAAUUAUUGAACAUACUAGAGCUGCAUAAACCAAGGGCCUGUUUUUGACUUUUUAAAAAUAAGGAUUUCACAGACUUUGAUAUCCUCAGGGAAUUAAAAUUGUAUGGAUUUGUUUGUUGUGGGGUUGGUGGUAAGAUUGAGUGUUUUUCUACUAGACAUCUAGUGCACUGAAAUGUUGUUGGAGCAACUGGUCAGACUUGUUUUUCUGAAAGAUGUAUUGCCUCCAGAAUUCCCUCUGCAAUGUACAUGAAUAGUCUGAAGAUUUAAAAAAAAAAAAAAAAAAAGAUUUGUUUGCUGGAACGAAAAAAUAAAUGCAAAUUAAAGUUUUUAUUUUGAAAUAAA
Danio aesculapii is the source of this 2467-nucleotide messenger RNA. RefSeq names its product tripeptidyl peptidase I (gene tpp1). The coding region runs from base 18 to 1766 and encodes 582 amino acids. Lineage: Eukaryota; Metazoa; Chordata; Actinopteri; Cypriniformes; Danionidae. The record is from RefSeq and is a predicted model, not a curated record. The transcript is spliced from 13 exons. Gene Ontology annotation, molecular function: serine-type endopeptidase activity; tripeptidyl-peptidase activity. Gene Ontology annotation, biological process: central nervous system development; proteolysis.